CAUCAUAACACAUAUACAGAUGCAGAUACAUACAUAAAUUGAUGUUUCGUUUUCAAGUACAAAUCUCUUUCAUUCUCUGAAAUUCCUGGAAUUAAUAGAAUGGCGAAGACUGGAAACAAGAACAUACAAGCCAAGCUGGUGGGCAAGUUUUCACACUAUGGGGUGCAAUGAGUUUCAUCAAAAAGACUAUUUACAACAACGUGGAGAUAGAUUUUUAAUGUUCAUCACCUUUUCAGUUAACCUUAGACUUCAUGAGAACUGAUUCAUGACAGAAGGUAUUACUUGGGGACAUGGGAACGGGCAAAACCAGUUUGGUAUUAAGAUUUGUGAAAGGCCAAUUUUAUGAUUACCAGGAAUCAACAAUUGGAGCCGCAUUCUUCACUCAAGUUUUGUCAUUAAAUGAAGCUACAAUAAAAUUUGAUAUAUGGGACACAGCAGGACAAGAACGGUACUAUAGCUUAGCUCCAAUGUACUACCGUGGUGCAGCUGCAGCUGUUGUGGUGUAUGACAUCACGAGCAUGGAUUCAUUUGAACGAGCUAAAAAGUGGGUUCAAGAGCUGCAAAGACAAGGUGAUUUACUUAAAUUAAAUCUGUUAAAUCAGCUUUGAUAGUUCUCUUCUUGACUCAAUAACCAAAGGUGUUUGCCAUGAUUCUUUUGAUUUGAAAUAGCACCAGAUGCUUCCAAGGAAAACAUUUAUAUUUAGUUUUUCUUGAUAGGAUUAGUGAAACUAAACUGCCCCAGGACAUUUCCAACUUCUUAUACGUUAAAUCAUAUGUUGUUUAGUAUUCUAUGUCGACAUAGAAGCUACAAUCCAUCAUUCAACGGAUCCAAUUUUUAUAAAUGAAGUCCUUUGGGUUGUGAGAAAACUUGUAAGAAUGUUUCAAAGUCUAAUUAUGCAUCAACUGGAUAAUUCAUCCUGUUUAAACUUAUCUUGCAAGAUCUUCUUAGUCGCUUUACAUAGACUUCUCUAAAUCAUGAUUCACAAUAGAAGAGCCAAUCUUUCAUGGGAUUGGUGAGGGGGGCCAACUUGCAUCUUCUUCUUUUUUUUCCUUGGGAUUUGAAAGAUCAUGGGUGUUUCAAAAUUUUGAGAGAGGCCAUGACAAUUUCCUUUCCUAUACCCCUGAACUUGCACUGUUGUAGUUCUAGGUCUGGCAUUUAUGCGUUAGUUGAAAUUUCUAUCCCUAUUAUGGCAUGCAAUUUCAUCUUUCUGAACAUUAGUAGGACAUUAAGCAUCUGACUCACUAUCCGAGUAAACUUGGUGCUUAUGUAGCAUUUAAUG
Messenger RNA from Camellia sinensis, 1280 nucleotides. The record is from RefSeq and is a predicted model, not a curated record. NCBI's taxonomy places the organism in Eukaryota, Viridiplantae, Streptophyta, Magnoliopsida, Ericales, Theaceae.